AUGUGGUUGAAUGUUUUAACUGUUCUGUCAUUUAUCUGUUUCGGAUUUUUAUUAGAUGUAAGUUCUGGGAAUGCUGAAUCAAUGGAUGCUGAUCUUGUGAAAAAAAUUAACCAUGUUAACGACAAAUUGGAAACCAUGGUCAGCAAUUACCACGAGCUUCUUAAAACAGUUCGAGAUGACGGACUUAAGCUUGAUUCUCUGAUUAAACAAAACCAAACUUUAAAUCAAAGGCUUAACAAUUCUGUGGACAAAAUGGAGAAACUAGUUACAAAUGAACAAUUCUUAAAUCUAACGAUCCAGGCAUUACAAACACUUACCUCAGAACAACAACGUGCGAUAAAUGAAGAAAAAAACAUGUCUAAAAAAUUGACAAGCAAUUACAGCGAUCGUCUGUUCAACGUAAAUCGCGAAGUUGAAUUUCUGAAAAAACAAAACCGUUAUUUAGAACGAACGCUUAAUAUCACUGUGGAAAAAAUGGAGAAGUUAAUGUCAGAAAAGGAAACAUCAAGUUAUAACAUUGAGAAUUUACAAAACAUUACUUCACAACAAAAACAUGAGUUAAAACAAGUAGAAAAUAAAUCCAAAGAAUCGACGAUUUCCAUAGGAUUCUCUUUGACUUUAUUGAAUGAUGAAUUCCAGGAACUGACAAAUUCCACACGUAUUGGCUUUAAAAAUGUAAACGGAAAAAUUUUAAAGGAAAAGAAAUUGCUGAGAACAGAAAUGCAGAAUUUUGAGAAACGGAUUAAACAAAGGAUUAACAAAAAGCUUGACAAAAUAGUUGAUGGACAAUGGAGCAGUUGGAUAGAUACACCUUCCAGUGUAACGUGUGGUGUUGGUUGCCGUUUGCGGUAUCGCGAAUGUUCUAAUCCAUAUCCUCAACAAGGCGGGAAAAAAUGUACAGGAAGUAGAAAUAAACAUGUCAAGUGCCAGCAGUAUGACCCUUGUCCAGUGCAUGGAACAUGGAGUGUUUGGAGCGAAACCACUUGCAGUGUAACAUGUGGUGUUGGAACCAGUUUACGAUAUCGCAAUUGUUCUAAUCCACAUCCGCAAUAUGGAGGGAAUAACUGUACAGGCAAAAGUAUAGACCAUGUCAUAUGUACUCAUACUGACAAAUGUCCAGCACAACUCGUACAACCGUCUAUAAGAAUCGAGCCAACUUUCCAAACAGUGAACGAAUUUGAGACAGCAGAAUUCAGAUGUAUUGCAACUGGUCGACCAACACCAACAGUAGAAUGGCGAAGAGGAACUGGUACUAUGAACCCCAGUGCUGUAAUAUCUGGUGGUGUGUUGAAGAUACCAGCUGCUCUAAGAAGUGACGAGGCCCAGUACUUAUGCCAGGCUAUAAAUGUAGCAGGAAGCACACUAGAUAGAACCAUUCUUUAUGUAAAAUCUAAUCCACGACCACUGACACUCAUUGUACGACAAGUAGCCAUUAUUGCAACAAUAGGAAGUACCGAACAACUUAUUUGUUAUAUUGACGAUAAUUCCGUCAGACCUACGUUGAUCUGGUCAAGGAAUGGAGGUCUUCCGUCAGGCUCAAGACAAGACAAUGGUGUUUUGACCUUGAACAACAUUCAGUCAUCUCAUGCUGGUUCCUAUGUGUGUUCAGGUAAAACACCAAAUGGAGCCAUGGGAAAAGCCACAGCUACUCUGACUGUACGACCUGAAAUAGAAACCACAGUUCCAAAUGCAUCAGUGACACCAGAUAGAACAACUAUCUCCGAGGGAACUAAUGGUACCAUUAGAUGUAACGUCACUGGUACCCCACAACCCAAGAUAACAUGGUCGAAAUCUAGAGGAGAAUUGACAGAAAGACACCAGGUAUUUCGAGAAACGUUAAUAAUUACUAAUGCCCAAGUAGAGGACCGUGGGGUAUACAUCUGCCGUGCUGAGAAUACUGCAGGGUUAGGACAAGACAGGGCCAUUGUAGAAGUUCAAAGAAGAGUUAAGCUUAGGUUGGACAUCUAUCCAGGAAUAUCUCAGACAAUUAUGAUGGGAGAAAGCGCAUUGUUUAGAUGUCGUGUAAUGGGCGGAGACCCUCCUCCAAAUGCAACAUGGUCUCGAGCUGGAGGACAGCCAAUCGUGUCCACCAUAGACACGACGGAUAAUGGAGUCAUCAAGUUUAAAGACGUGACAGGGGAGGAGUCAGGCGUUUACAUUUGCACGGUCACAAAUGAAAUGGGAUCUGUGACAGCGACAGCCACACUACGAGUUAUUGGUAAGGUUCCAUCAACAGUAUCUGUCUUUACCUACCGUCAGUGGUUAACAUUCAAUAUAGUUCUCCUAUUCACAGUAUAUCAACAGUAUUUGUCUAUACCUACCGUUGGUGGUUAA
Molecule: messenger RNA, 2334 nt
Organism: Mytilus trossulus (common blue mussel)
Lineage: Eukaryota; Metazoa; Mollusca; Bivalvia; Mytilida; Mytilidae
Product: hemicentin-1-like
Exons: 11
Coding region: 1-2334 (777 amino acids)
Source: RefSeq, a predicted model, not a curated record